This is a messenger RNA of Trypanosoma theileri, 906 nucleotides long. RefSeq lists its product as uncharacterized. The transcript has a single exon. The coding region runs from base 1 to 906 and encodes 301 amino acids. The record is from RefSeq and is a predicted model, not a curated record. Lineage: Eukaryota; Euglenozoa; Kinetoplastea; Trypanosomatida; Trypanosomatidae.
AUGCCGCAGGAUAAACGGUUAAUUAUCACCAAAGCGGUAGUUCACAAAGUCCAACGUGUCUGCAACGGCGAUGAUGGGGCCGCAGCGGCUGAAGGUAUUUUCCUCGAGUUUGUCGUUCCCACUGUUGUGAUGGCGCAGUGCCCGGAACUCAUCGGAUCGCAUGUCUUUCAACUCCCCCAACGCACAUAUGUGAUGAAUGGCCGCACAUCGUGUUUAAUUGUCCCUCGCGUGAUCUCCACAGAUGCAUUUAAAAUUAACAAACGCCACGGUUAUUACGAUGCGGUCGUCACGGCAGAGGCGGUGUGUAAACGCGAUGAUGCGGAGGCCAUUCGCCGGGCUGUGCAGGUCGCCAACACAUUUUCUCAUUUCGUCGUGGAUGCUCGUAUUGUGUCCAGACUACCCAAUUGUAUUUUAUCCGCAGCCGGUAAUCAGAAUAAUAAUAAUAAUAAUCAUAGUAAUAAUAAUAGUAAUAAUAAUAGUAAUGCUGGGGGAAAGAAUCGUAGAAAUUCACAAACCCCAUCCAAUAAUAAUAAUAAUAAUAAUAAUAAUAAUAAUAAUAAUAAUAAUAAAACAACAACAACAACAGUGGGAAAUACCUCCGCUUUAGCCCGUGCCUCCCGUAAAUGUAUUACGGCUUUACAUGAUUUGGAUGAUCGCACAAGUUUGACAUUUCGACUCUCGCAAGGCGCCACUGGUGGAGUGGUGCGGUCUGGACAACAGGGACAACUUAUUUUUCGUGUAGGCCACGGUGGAAUGACGGCUGGGGAUGUGUGUGAGAAUGCCAAGUGUUUUGUAUUUGCACUGAAGAAGGACUUUCCAACGGUGUGGAAAUACAUUCAUGAGUUUAAGAUGACAUCAGGAGUGACAGAACCAAUUCGUUUUAUGGAAGUUCACAUACAAAAAUGA